Molecule: messenger RNA, 1787 nt
Organism: Glycine soja
Lineage: Eukaryota; Viridiplantae; Streptophyta; Magnoliopsida; Fabales; Fabaceae
Exons: 5
Coding region: 135-932 (265 amino acids)
Source: RefSeq, a predicted model, not a curated record
GGAUCGCCGAGAUUAAAUUGACUUUUGGUCUUUUCCUUCUCCACUACGUUGCUACUACUUGCUUCUCCAUAAACUUCUUUCUUUGGACUUUGGUUGAAGAAGAAAAGAAUAGAACUGAGACUGAAAGUGAAACAAUGGGUUGGAUAGAAGCAAUUUACACUCUUUUAACCAAAUCAUUCACCGUCCUUUCCUGGCCUCCAGUUAGUUUUCUUUGUCCAUUGUUGGUUUCUGUUCGGGCAAUGGAGAGUGAUUCCAGGUCCAGCAACCAGCGAUGCCUUGCUUUUUGGGUUCUGUUUUCCUUGUGUAUGAUCGUGGAAGGGGAACUUUCAGUGUUAUUUAACUGCCUCCCAUGGUGGCCUCAUGUGAAAUCCAUAGCAACUAUCUUGCUGUUGAUACCUUAUGUUGGUGCAGCACCAUAUGUCUAUAAAUUCUUAACCAGACACUACUGUACUUGGAGCCUAUUUACAAGGACAUCAAACAUCUACAGUGAGAAGAGCACACAUUUGGAAUCAGAUGAGGAUAGUAAACUUGUUGAUGUCUCUGACCAGAAAACAAGUCAAAUACAAGAAAAGAAACUUGAAGCAUAUCAAAUAUUGGUUUCAAGUUUUUACCGCAGUAUUUUUAUGCCUUUACAGCAAAUUACUGUCAACUUCAGUGAGAAGAGCAGACAUUUGGAAUCAGAUGAGGAUAGUAAACUUUUUGACGUCUCUGACCAGACAAUUACAACAAGUCAAAUAGAAGAAAAGAAACUUGAAGCAUAUCAGGAGACAGAUGAUACCACCGGUUGUGGCAAGACAGAAAGCAGUUACACAAGUCUAACUAGUAAAAAUCUAAUCCAGAAGGAAUGGAGCUGUGCAUUAUGUCAGAUUAGUACAACCAAUGAAAAUUUCUUAAGGGCACAUCUUAAAGGGAGGAAACACAAGAUGGUGUGAAUGGUUCUACUAACGAAUCUCAACCAAAUUGCAAACAUUCUCGAUCCAGUUUCCAGAUCCAUAAGAUGGUGUGAAUGGACAAAGCCAGAGUUUGGAUGGACAAAAUUAAACACUGAUGGUUCUAUUCAUAGUAACACUGCUAGUUUUGGUGGGCUGCUUCGUGAUUACAGGGGUGAACCAAUAUGUGCUUUUGUCUCUAAAGCUCCUCAAGGAGACAUUUUCUUGGCUGAGCUGUGGGCCAUGUGGAGAGGCCUUGUUCUUUCCUUGGGUCUAGGGAUUAAAGCAAUAUGGGUGGAAUCAGACUCCAUGAGUGUUGUGAAGACGGUUAAUAGAAAGCAAUUUUGUCCAAAAGCUGUUGGCUAUUUGAAGCAAAUAUGGAAACUGUUAAAGAAGUUUGAUAAAUAUCAAAUUUCUCACACAUGGCGUCAAACUAAUAGAGCAGCAGAUCAUCUUGCUAAGAUGGAUCUUUUGGCAAAUGAUGUGGUUUUGUGGCCAGUUGAUUUUCCACCUAGCCUUUGCAGUAUCAUUAAAGAUGAUGCCAAAGGAACGAAAUAUCUUAGACGAUGAUAUCUAACUCUCAAGGUUAGUUUCAGAUUGCCAUCUGAAUAGGAUGAGGAGGAAGUGGUAAGUAUAUAUAAAGAAAAAAUUAGAAAGCUCUGAGUAGAAUCUUAUGCUGUAACUUCCAUUUGGAAGUGAGGUUACAUCACUGUUUUAGACUCCACAAAAUUCAAGAUGUAUAGAGUUGCUGCUACCAGCAAGUGACGUUAUUUACGUUGUAGAUAGCAUACAUAGACUUAUACUGUUGUUAUGAUCCCACAUUGUCCGAGUUUAUGGCAAAAUUAUCCUUAUAAGCUA